This is a messenger RNA of Puntigrus tetrazona (Sumatra barb), 1341 nucleotides long. It is a transcript of the gene rpp25a, whose product is annotated as ribonuclease P and MRP subunit p25, a. Bases 512 to 1237 code for a protein of 241 amino acids. Gene Ontology annotation, cellular component: ribonuclease MRP complex. The transcript is spliced from 2 exons. NCBI's taxonomy places the organism in Eukaryota, Metazoa, Chordata, Actinopteri, Cypriniformes, Cyprinidae. Gene Ontology annotation, biological process: tRNA 5'-leader removal. The record is from RefSeq and is a predicted model, not a curated record. Gene Ontology annotation, molecular function: RNA binding.
UUCAGUGCAUUUUCGAGUGUGGCAGGCACCACUUAAGAGUAAAUAUGUGAAAGGUCUCAGAUUAUGAGCAGACAUUAGGCGUAAAACGCUGUGCAGAACUUCACAUUACAGAAGAACUCCUGGAGGAUUCUUAAGAGCGAAAAGCACCCUUCUCCCGGAGACUGAAAUAUGCUUCAAAGGUAGUGACUGAGAAAUUGCUGAUUCUCAGCACUUUCAGCUUUGAUGAAUUUGCUCGAUUUACAGAACAGAUUUUUUUUCUUUCCUUCAUGUCCAUGGCCAGAGAGCAUAAAGUAAACGACAGCUUGUCAUUCACCUCGCAGCUUUGGGAAUCACACAACAUUUAGCAGCUAAAAUCAUUCGCUUUCCCUCACGUCUGUGCAUGUUUUUUAAUGCUGGAAAGCAACAUAAUGUAUUGCGACUUCUUGAAGGUGAAAAAAACACUGUUCUGGGAAAUAUUACCAAUUGACACUAAGUUCUGCAGACCAGAGAAUAUAUAAAGCAACCUAUAACUAUGUUCAUGCCGGGCCGAGAGCUUCAUGAUAGCGCACAAUCUAAAUGCACCACAUCUGUCCAAGCCUCUCAAUUCGAUCCCACAAACCCUCCCGGGUCUUCAAGCAAACCAAAGCAAGGUGGAUUCAGGAAGAUCCGUUCCACUGGAGAACCUGUCCCAUGUCCGAUCCCAGGACUGCCAUCUGAGGUGCUGGAAAUGCGCGUGAAGGAAGGGAGCAAGAUCAGGAACCUUCUGGGUUUUGCCAUGUCUCGAAUUCAAGGAGACGGACACGCGGCUCCAGCCUCACAGGUCGUGUUCAGCGGGACGGGACGAGCCGUGACCAAAACCAUCACCUGUGCAGAGAUAAUGAAGCGCAAGGUGCGGGGUUUACACCAGCUGUCAAAGCUCCAAUACAGGACAGUGACUGAGGUGUGGGAGAGCCAGGAGAGCGGCCCGCUUCAGAUGACCGUACACAGAACUCUUCCCUCCAUUUGUAUUCUUCUGUCCAAAGAGCCGCUGGACCCGCAAGAGCCGGGAUACCAGCCUCCAGACGAAAUAAACGCUCGCUCAGAGGAACGAAGAUGGCCGGAGGGACAGAAGGGGACUGGGAAGACGGAAAAAAGAGAAGCGAGUCCUGGUUCUCGUGAUCUUCCCAGUCUUAAGAGAGCUGCUCUGGGACAGGACAAAAGUCCAGCACUGGAACCAGUGGAAAAAUGUUACUAUAAAAGGGAGGAAGAAGUAAUAUAAAUGUUUGUGUUUGUGUGUAUGUGUGUUUAUAACUUACUUAACUGUUGUACGUUUUGGCCAUAUCAGGAUACAAUAAAUGCGAAUGUAUAAUCUGAGUGAUAAAA